AUGCUAGGAGUAUCCCGUUUCACGCAAGUGAGGGACGGGAUUCGAAGUUCUCUCCUACGUCAGCGAUCGAAGAUUAGAGACGCCGCCGCGUUUGCCAAGGAAAGUAAAAUAAGGUGGGCCGGACACGUGAUGCGCUUUAAUGACAACCGUUGGACCAGAGCCGUGAGCGACUGGGUUCCCCGCGAUAUUAAGCGCACUACAGGAAGACCGCCGACCCGAUGGUCAGAUUUCUUCACGAAGUCCUUCAAAGAAAAAUAUGAUGCUCUUCGUGUCCCACGCGAAAGGAGGAACCACUGGGCUACUCUGGCACGCGAUCGGGACAAAUGGAAGAAUUACUGGCGUCCGCUCGACCAGUUCGAAGAUCAACGGGAGUCAAGGUGA
Molecule: messenger RNA, 381 nt
Organism: Necator americanus (New World hookworm)
Lineage: Eukaryota; Metazoa; Nematoda; Chromadorea; Rhabditida; Ancylostomatidae
Exons: 1
Coding region: 1-381 (126 amino acids)
Source: RefSeq, a predicted model, not a curated record